Nicotiana tabacum (common tobacco) is the source of this 541-nucleotide messenger RNA. Lineage: Eukaryota; Viridiplantae; Streptophyta; Magnoliopsida; Solanales; Solanaceae. The record is from RefSeq and is a predicted model, not a curated record.
UCGAUUCCAUUCUCGAGUUUUCAACAUUUUCUACACUGUUUUCAGGGCAUUGUUUCUUCAGGAUUAGCAGUAACCAUGAUAGCAUGGUGCACAAAGCUAAAAGGGCCUCUCUAUGUUUCUUCGUUCUAUCCGUUGGCACUUAUCUUUGUAGCCAUAGUUGGUACGCUUGUUCUUCACGAGGAGCUGCACCUUGGAAGCAUUAUAGGAUCAAUAUUCAUCAUUGCCGGCUUAUAUAUUGUGUUAUGGGGAAAAGCCAAAGAGAUGAGAAUAGCUGAAACUGAAGCCUUAAAAAGUAUAGCUGAAACUGAAGACUUAAAAAGUAACAACAAUGGAGUCAUUGAGAUCAUCUCAUUUGCUGGUGGAAAUCUGGCUACUGCUGCAAUAGUCCCAGAAUUAGAAACUGAUCAUCAAAUUGUUACUACAUCAGCUGCAACACUUCAAGAAGCAUAACGGGAAGACCCAACUCAUAUAUCCAAUCACCAGUUAUUCUAUGCUCAAGUUCAGCAAAAUCAAAUGUUUUUUUUUUCACUUUUCCUGAUUU